Messenger RNA from Alternaria atra, 489 nucleotides. RefSeq lists its product as uncharacterized. The record is from RefSeq and is a predicted model, not a curated record. The transcript has a single exon. Bases 1 to 489 code for a protein of 162 amino acids. NCBI's taxonomy places the organism in Eukaryota, Fungi, Ascomycota, Dothideomycetes, Pleosporales, Pleosporaceae.
AUGAGCGAACUAAAACCCGCCGGCUCUCCGACUACGGGCAAGACAGAUCACGCUGCCGUACCUUCAAAGCGUUACGAACUCGAACCACCACACAUACCAACUCCUGGUACUGUCCUUCUUGCAUUCACGGGUAACCUAGCUUGCUGGGUCAUUACAGGCGCGGUCGGCUACGCCUCACCCUCGUUCCCGGCCAACGAUGACUGGACGUGCCUUGUCAUGGGUCUCUGGCCGCCACAAGUAUUCGCAAUGGGCUACCUCAUCUUCGUAGCUCUAAAGAAAGGUUGGAUAUCAACAACGCCGAGCUUAUGCGCAGUCACCGUCGGAUCUAGCAUGACGAUCUUGUAUGUUGUGUGUUGGGCUACUUGGAAGAACUUUGCAAUGUUUACCUUCUGGAUUGAGGCAAGCGUCUACUUCUCUCUUGUCUGCGAAGCCAAAUUCCGGAUUUUCGAAGCUGCGGAAAGGAGGAUGGGGAUGUUACUAGAUUUUUGA